Messenger RNA from Miscanthus lutarioriparius, 1107 nucleotides. The record is from the annotation of a GenBank genome assembly. NCBI's taxonomy places the organism in Eukaryota, Viridiplantae, Streptophyta, Magnoliopsida, Poales, Poaceae.
AUGGCCACCACCUCCGUCGCCGCCUGCUCCCCCCACCCCCACCUCUCCCGCCCCCGCCGCCGGAACCCCAGCGCCACCUCCACCUCCAGAGCCUCGAUUCGGGGCCGCCUCCCGCCUAUCCGGUGCUCGUCCGCCUCCUCGUCGCCGCCGCCGGCCACAGGCGGCGAGGAGGGGGAGUCGGGGCGCCGGCAGCUGUCGAAGCAGUCGUCGUGGGAGGCGAAAGAUGCGGAGGGGGAGGACUACCUCUACCGCCUCGGGAAGGAAGCGGACAACCUGAACGUCACCGUCGGCGCACGGUCCGGCAUCGUCGACGACCUCUUCGUCGGAAACUUCCUCGGGAAAGACUCGGAUAUUGUGUUCGAUUACCGGCAGAAGGCAACUAGAACAUUCGAGUACCUGCAGGGGGAUUACUACAUCGCACCCGCCUUCCUCGAUAAAGUUGGGAUCUGGGGCGGAAAAGGCCAAGGAAAAACAUUCCAGACUGAACUUAUAUUUAGAGCAAUGGGUGUGGAGCCCGUUAUUAUGUCUGCUGGUGAACUAGAAUCUGAAAAAGCAGGUGAACCAGGGAGGCUAAUACGUGAUCGAUACAGAACUGCCUCCCAAGUAAUCCAAAACCAAGGCGAGCAUCGCCAGAAAUGGAGAGAAUCUGAUGUUACACACAGAGUGCCAAUAAUAGUUACUGGAAAUGAUUUUUCAACUCUAUAUGCACCCUUAAUUCGUGAUGGCAGAAUGGAAAAAUUCUACUGGCAGCCAACCCGUGAAGAUAUAAUUAGUAUUGUUCAUGGCAUGUAUAGAAAGGAUGGAUUAUCUGUUGAAGAAGUAGCAAGAGUUGUAGACGCAUUUCCAAACCAAGCUCUGGACUUCUAUGGAGCUUUGAGAUCCAGGACAUAUGAUCAGGCUAUCUUGGAGUGGGUCGAAGAAAUUGGUGGACAUGAACAGCUAAGGGUAAAGCUUCUUAAGCGAAAGAAAGGAGAGGAGCUUCCAACAUUUAUACCCCCAAAGCCAUCACUGGAAGCAUUGAUUGAGUCAGGGUACUCGCUGGUGAAGGAGCAAGAACUAAUAAUGAACUCAAAACUAUCAAAAGAGUAUAUGAAGAACUUAGAAUAG